UCACGGUCAGUGAGAAAUUACCUUUGUUCUAGGCAGUGUGUGUUCUUCUGGCUUCAGAGGGAAGUAAAUACAGAAUAGCAGAGACGAGUUUUGUGGGGCCUCAGGAUCAGAAUGUGAUGCUGGUGUAGAAAUAAGUGGAUAAGAGAUAGUAUAAACCUUUAAAAAAACUUAAAUCUCUUAAGCUCUUGUUGAUGCCCUUUUUCUUCUAGAAGUUGAGUGGGAGAAAAGCAUUGCGGUCUGUUGGACUCUGCUGGCCCAGCAGGUUACCAGGCACCACCUGUCUGGUGUCCAGGAAUGGCAGGAGACCCACAGAGGAGUGUCUGGGUGCCAGGGGCCGGCCUCGGGUCCCUGGGAGGGUGAGGCCAGGCCAGCCACUGGGAUGCACCUGCCGGAGAUGGGCGCCUGGCGUGUGUUUUGGCAAGUUUCAAGGAGUUGGCCUGUUGUGUGUCCCCGGCGCUUCUUAGACAUGGAAGGGCGGGCUGGUUGUCUGUCAGGCCUAGGCUCCGCAGUGGGCAGAAAAUCCCAACGGUGCCCUUCUGUGUCUCCAUCAGGCUCCUGGGUGGAAUUGCACUUCAGCAAUAACGGGAACGGGAGCAGCGUUCCAGCCUCUGUUUCUAUUUAUAACGGUGACCUGGAAAAAAUACUGCUGGAUGCCCAGCAUGAGUCUGGACGGAGUAGCUCGAAGAGCUCUCACUGUGACAGCCCACCUCGCUCACAGACCCCUCAAGACACGACCCGAGCUUCGGAAAUAGACACGCACAGCAUCGGAGAGAAAAACAGCUCUCAGUCUGAGGAAGAUUACAUCGAGAGAAGGAAAGAAGUCGAGAGCAUCUUGAAGAAAAACUCAGACUGGAUUUGGGAUUGGUCAAGUCGGCCGGAAAACAUCCCCCCCAAGGAGCUGCUGUUCAAGCACCCGAAGCGCACGGCCACGCUCAGCAUGAGGAACACGAGCGUCAUGAAGAAGGGGGGCAUCUUCUCCGCGGAGUUCCUGAAAGUCUUCCUCCCGUCCCUGCUGCUCUCUCACCUGCUGGCCAUCGGGUUGGGGAUCUACAUCGGAAGGCGUCUGACAACUUCCACCAGCACCUUUUGAUGAAGCGUUGGAAGCCGGCUCUCGCCCUGCAGUGGGGUUUCUGUCGGAGCUGGAGGCGGCGCGGGGUGAGCCGCCGCCUCGGGCUGGGGCAGCUGUGCCACUUGAUGGGUCUGUCUGUUCUGUAAAUGCUGCGUCCCUAAUUGAAUAGAACGGAAGAAGAGUUAAAAAAACCAUGCCAACUUGUAGUCAUACCUAUGGGAUCAAUUAAUAAGCAUGUCCUACUGAUUAACAUCUACUGUAAUAAUUUGGUAGUAAAAUUUGUUUGGAUAUUAUAAAUAUCGAAGUAUAAAUAAUUUUAACACUAGAUAGGACAUGUAGUGUUUUAACAAAAAUUAUCUGUAACCAGUUAUUCAGUUUAAAAUACUUUAUAUUUGAAAAGACUACAUAAGGGGUUUACCCCAGAUGAAUUAUUCGUGGCCUUACACACUGUCCCAGGAAAUACUGUGUUUAAGCAGAUGCAGGUCGUCGUCACUGAAGACCGCGCUUAGCUCCGCAGUCGGUCAUGCGGCGGAAUCCGAGGGGCAGAUGCAGACUCAGUCCUGCUCCAGCACGAAGCCGUGGGCCCUGCAGGGUGUUAACAGCUGCCCGGGCAGGUGGUCUUCUGUCCUGGGCACCUGCUAAGUAUCUUUCCUCUCUUAGCUCUCUGGAUUGCUGAACUUAGUCCUACUCUUUGUGUUCGGUUUUUGUGCUCUUAGAAUCAGCUUCAUUCUAAGCAAACCUGUGUCUACUUCCAAAGACUGGAAAUAGAAAAAAAUAAAUUUUUGCCAAAUCCUUCAGAGAUGACUGUAGUCACAUAUGGUUUAAAUGAAAUGUCAAAAAUCUUUUUGAUUAAACCAGGCGUCGGCCUCGUUAUCACCAUUACCUAUUGGACAGCAUAUUUUAAAGCCUGCCUCUUGGACAUCCUGUGUGUACCCCGUUGUGUUAUCUGUUCACGUUUCCAUCCUCAUUCAGUUGUGUUAAAAUAACAUUCUAAGUUUUUAAAAUUUCCAUUUAUAUUUAAAUGAUUACUCUGGACCUAGCAGCAGACAGCUGCCUUAUUGGGAGAAAGCUGGUUGAACGGCAUCGGAAUUCAUGUAACUUCUCUAGAAAAGAUAAAGAUCCAAGUCAUGUGGACAUGCUGUGGUCAAGCCAAUCCCUUGUGACUUGCAGUAGAUGGAUUUGCCUAUUGUCAGAAACAAAGGGGCUCGUUCCUUUGCUGCUUCUGUCCCAAGGGCCCCGACGGUGGGGGCUGCACUCUGCAUGGCCGAGUCAGGUCCGGCAUCUUUGGGAUCUGCACCCCUCACGCAUAGGGACUACCCUGUGCCUUCUGAACCGUCGCCUGGGCGAUUGGGGGCCCUCUGCAAGGCAGUUCCUUUGUCCCCCUCUUGGUGGCAUUAGUGAGCACUGAGCUGAGCAGAACUGGCUGGAAGUCCUCCAGAACUGUUAGGAAAGUGCUCUUCUGUGAGGGACCUGGGCUUUCUAGAGGCCCCCCCCACACUCAGCGUGGAGACGGACAUUUGACUCUUUCAAGUGCUGUAUUUGCAUGGAUCUCUGUGUGUGGUGGUCUUCCUUUUGGGUAGGAUAAUAGCGCUGUAGAGGCUUUGCGAAUAGCCCUUUGUACCUUUCACUGUAUUCACUGAAUAGCAGGUUUACAUGUUUGGAUUAUGGUAAAUGACGUAAAACAUGUAGUUGCACUUCUGAAUGCAGCUUCCUGGUCCAGACACCUGCAGACUCUGGUGGGGCUCUGGAGGAAAAUCAGGCAUCACCUGGAAAACCACCUGCUCGUUCCUUCUCACCUAGGACGCACUUGUAGGGAUCUACCCUGAAGAUAAACGUGGGUCGAGUUGGAGACACUUGAAAGCAGUGUGGUCCCAUGUGCAGGCAGGUGGUGACUGCACUGUGGCGCUCCCUUGCUGGAGCCCAGUGCGGCUUCUUAAAACGACCACGAGGGUUCAACAGACGGCUGGGGAUUUCUGGGGUGUACUGGUUUCCCAACAAACAGGAACUGGAGUUGGUGGCAGGCAGCUUAGAGUGGCCACCACGUUUCUGAUUGGUCGGUCUUCCCAUCCGUUCUUCCCCAGGACCGGUCUGCUCCGCCCGCUGCAUGUACUAGGGAUUCCUAGUGCCGAGGGGAGAGGCCUACCUGGGGAGGGCGGUCCAGCUUCCGUAUGGGCUUUCCAGUAUCAGGCGAGCUGCCCAAACUGCAGACUGGUGAACAAAAUAAAGUAUUUGAAAAAAGAAUAUACAUGGUGUGCUAUCAUUGCAAAAAAGAGCAAAGAACACAACUGCUCACUUGUGGAAAAAGAAACCCCGAAUACAGGAAUGUGGGAGACUGGCUGCCGCCAGGGGUGGGGGGUGGCAGCUAGGGGGCAUGGGAAGUAGGCAGGAGAAGGAAGGCGUGUGCCUUUUUCGUGAUGGACUCAGAACCACAGCAAUGCUUCGAAGCCAAAAUCCAUAAUCGAAGGCAACGUUUUCAAGGGAAUUCAAAAUGCAACACAAGUAGGGAAACAUUACAAGUAAAGGAGGGCACGCUGGUGGGGCAGGGGAGGUGGACAAAGCAAAAGGAGUAGAGGGUGGGCCAGAGCCAGCGGUGGAUUGUCACUGGGGGUUUCUGCAUUAGCUCACAGUCUUAAACACCUAGACAAUCAUGGCCAUCCAUACUAGUGUGUGUGCAAACACGAAGGUUUCUAGCUUUGUCCACAGGGCCUAAUGAGCAAUGCCGAGUCAACAGAAGGCUGGCUGGUCCUAGAUCUGGUUCCUCACGCUAUUCUUCAGUGAUUCCAGGACAAGGGGCAGGAGUCAGGAAGGGCUCAAAAGCCAAGGUGAAGGAACCCACAGUGGCCCAAAGUGGGACAAGCAAGGAGCAAAGCCGCUACAGUGAUGGACGUUGACCCAGAGACUCGUGGGCAUCCCCGAGUCCACGCUGACAGCAGAUGGGAGAAAGGCACAGUUCUUCCUCAUA
Molecule: messenger RNA, 4031 nt
Organism: Neomonachus schauinslandi (Hawaiian monk seal)
Lineage: Eukaryota; Metazoa; Chordata; Mammalia; Carnivora; Phocidae
Gene: BNIP3
Product: BCL2 interacting protein 3
Exons: 5
Coding region: 380-1090 (236 amino acids)
Biological process (GO): positive regulation of apoptotic process; mitochondrial outer membrane permeabilization
Cellular component (GO): mitochondrial envelope; nucleus; mitochondrial outer membrane
Source: RefSeq, a predicted model, not a curated record